UAGAAGCAGCUGUCUGACUGAAAGUGAAAAUGAUUCAUUUAAAUGAACCUUUUGAACAAACAUUAGCCCAAUCUUCAGCAGCUUGUUUUUCAUGCUUAUUUCCUUUCAUAUCUCUUCUUUCUCAUGGAGUUGCCUCUAACAUUUGUGAUGGCCUGAUGCAGCUCAGAGCCACACAAUGUUAAGUGGGUACAUUGCAGCGUUGCAGCGUGGGUUGGAUUUCUGAUGAAAUAAUGACAGAAAAAGGAUGUGGUAAAAUGAACACACCCACCGUAAUAAAUAGGAGGGAACCUGCACGUUCUCAGAGAAUGCAACCAGUCUCUCCUCAGAUCUCUUGCUCCUGUGGAUCCUCCAGCAGCGAUCUGUGACCGGGUGGAAAUGAUGACUCCGUGGAGCAGCAGGGUUCCCCUGGCGGUGGUGGUGCUGCUGCUGCUGCAGGCUGCAGGCUGCACGGAUGGAUACAAGCCGGUCAUCAUCGUUCACGGCAUUUUGGACGGACCCAAGCAGUUUGAGAAUCUCUCCAUGUUCAUUAAGAAGGUACAUCCAGGCACCAAGGUGCAGACUGUUAGUCUCUACAACAAUAUGGAGAGUCUGAAGCCGUUGUGGAUGCAGGUUGAAGACUUCAGGAAGGCCAUCGAGGACAUCAUGAACAAGUCUCCUGAAGGAGUCCAUCUGCUGUGUUUCUCACAAGGCGGUCUAAUCUGUCGAGCAGUUCUCUCCACGUCUCCCAAUCACAACGUGCACACAUUCAUCGGCCUGUCCUCUCCGCUGGCUGGACAGUACGGAGACACAGAUUACCUGAGGAAGGUGUUUCCUGACCAUGCAAAGAAGAUGGUUUAUAUCUUCUGCUACAACAAAAUGGGGCAAAAAAUUUCAAUUUGUGACUACUGGAAUGACCCUCACCAUAGAGCCGACUACCUGAGGGGCAACACCUUCCUGCCGCUGAUAAACGGUGAAGAAUCUCACAAGUUCAUGAAAGAUUGGAGAGAAAACUUCCUGCGCAUCAAGAAGAUGGUGCUGAUUGGAGGUCCAGAUGAUGGGGUCAUCACUCCGUGGCAAUCCAGCCACUACGGGUUUUAUAACGCCAGCGAAGAUGUUGUGGAAAUGAGGAACCAGGAGUUUUACAAGCGCGACACGUUUGGUCUGAGGACGCUGGAUGCUCGCGGUGACGUGUCGGUGUGCGUUCAGUCCGGCGUGGAGCACACACACUGGCACUCCAACUUCACCGUGUUCACCAACUGCAUAGAGAAAUGGCUCAUAUGAAAGUGGCUCAACACACACUAAAAUGUGCUAAAGUUUAAAAACACUUACUGGUACUAAAUUAAGACCAUAAAUGCUCAACACAGAGAAUGUGGUGACAUUUAGUGGUAAAAAUGAAGAUUACAACCAAAUAAAGUAUUUUCCUUCUUGACCCUAAAAUCAGGAAACACUUAAAUAGGUGUUCAGUUUAACUAUUGAUCUGUAGGACUUUAAUCUCCUUUUUUAUAUUUCUACUGAGUCAAAUGGCAACAAAAAUAGAUAUUUUUGUAUUUUAUUUUUUGUUCAUGAGGAUAAUGAAAUCUUUUGUGAAGGGAGAAAAAUCUUAAGUACCUUGCUUUGUUGUUAAUUUUUAUUCUGCAGACAUUUGUACUAAUCAGAAAAAGCAUCUCAUAUGUUUUUGUUCUAGAUAUUGAUUUUCUCACAACUACUGCUACUACUUUCUUUACUUAUAAAGCACUUUAAAACAACCAUGGUUGCACAUAUUCAAGUGGCGCACAUAAAAAAUAUGAAAAAACAUGAAACAUUUAAAACAUAAACAAGAAAAAACAAGAACGGAUGGUUAAAAUGAUGCAACCAAUAAAACAAUAAAACAGAAAAAAAGCAAAAAGUGUUAUGCUCUGUUGAAAGCCAAGGAAUAACAAUGCAUUUUUAAUACAGUUUAAAAGUGAACAGUGAAGGAGCUCAUCUGAUUUUGAGGGGUAGAUCAUUCCAUAGCCUUGGGGCAGGAAUACUAAAACUACCGUCCCCUCUGAGCUUCCAGAAGCAGCUGAUCUGGAGGCACCAAGGCCUAACCUGAGACAGCGAGCAGGAGAGUAAGGUGGGAGCAGUUAAAGCUAUAGCUGGUAAUCCUGUUCAGAAACACUUUUUGUAAUACUGGUUAAAAUAGUCCUUCCAUCCUGAAAGUAGUAAAUACUUUUACUGAAAGUAGUAAAUACUUUUACUACUUUCAGAACGUAAAAGUAUGUAAAACAGAACGAGUUUUGGUCCUGCUCUCACCCCCCUCUGUCCCUCAAGGUGCGGGGGUAUCAUCACCUUAACUAUUGGUUGUCGCACAUGCCAAUGAUUCUCACGCGCUCAGUGUCCGUGGUCUUUCCUUUCCAGUUUCCACUUGCUGGCUGUGCAAUUCUGGUGUUUAUGUAUACGGAUAGAUUAGUGACUAGGUUAGCAGUUGUGAUCUCCCUGAAGUGUGGACUCACCUCUCUUAAAGCUGACCCUAGCUUUAAGAGAGGUAACAUGGGGAAAGACCAUGCAAACUUUAAAAUGCACAGGUAGCCAGUGGAGGGAAGCCCGAGUGAGCUCCCUCUUAUGAACUCCAGUUGGAAGCCUGGCUGCAGCAUUCUGGACCAAGUGGUCACUUUUCAGCGAGGACUGGCUGACUCAAUGAUAAAGCCAAUUACAGUAGUCAAGCUGGGUUGUAAUGAAGGCAUAGCCUGCUUUUUCACAUUUUGGUUUGAAUGGGUUUUUACCUUUGCCAGUUCCAUAAGAUAAUAAAAACUGGACUUUACCACUCCUCCAACCUGGUAAUCUCAUUUAAAAUCAGUGUGAAUUUUAAAACCCAAGAUAGAAACUGUCUGCAUUAAAUAUGGUGUUAUGGAUCCCAAAUCACUUGGACGCCACUGGGACCAAAAACCAUUACCCGUCACUGUAUUUUUUUUCUCCAAUUAAAAUUUAACAAUUUCAAGGCCAUCCAGGCAUUGAUGUCUUUAAGACACAGCAAAAGCAGCUUCACUGCGAGGGGUUCCUGUUUUAAUGGCAUAUAUAUAUAUAUAUAU
Messenger RNA from Fundulus heteroclitus (mummichog), 3029 nucleotides. Its product is annotated as lysosomal thioesterase PPT2-A-like. The transcript has 8 exons. NCBI's taxonomy places the organism in Eukaryota, Metazoa, Chordata, Actinopteri, Cyprinodontiformes, Fundulidae. The coding region runs from base 376 to 1260 and encodes 294 amino acids. Gene Ontology annotation, cellular component: lysosome. The record is from RefSeq and is a predicted model, not a curated record. Gene Ontology annotation, molecular function: thiolester hydrolase activity.